GUUUCAGCUCUGCCAGGUUCAGGGGGACAGAGGAAGUCCCACCUCAGGCCACAAUGCACAUCUUAUUCUGUACUGACAGGCACGUGUGUGCUUUGUGGGUAAAGAUGGGGAAUCCGGAUCCACACUGUGACUGGCUGAAGGGUGGGACUUCUGGAGAUAUCAUCACGGCCACCGAUGGGGCAGAGGCUCCUGGACCUCCUCCGUGCCACGUGGUGGGCGUAAUCUGAGACAGACACUGAGGUGCCCACGGCGGAGCCGGGCUGCGGCAGCACCCAGGGGAAGGGCUGGCAGGGAGAAGCUGGGUGCCUAGGACGAGAAGAGGGCAGAGAGAACAGGAGGCGGCCCGGGGCAGGCGAGGCUGCUGGGCGGUUCCAGCCAACACCGGUGCUUCUGGUGGUCAGAACCUGGACACCGCACCAGGAUGCUGGCCCCGCGCCACCCCAGCCCUCACCACUCCCGCACCCCAUGGGCCCGGGCCUGCCAUGCCUGCUCCUGGACAGACGCUGGGGAGAUUAACGAGCCGGACACACGGAAAACAAACAUCGUGAUGACAGCAGGAGCCGGUCACCAACAAGGAAGGGAAGGCUGGGACGCAGGGCCAGGGAGGGGGAUAAAAGCCCAGAGCCCAGCACCUCACACACACCUCACUCACACUCACACUCACACUCACACUCACUCCCAGCCCAACCCCGCCAUGGCCGCCUCCACCAUGUCCGUCUGCUCUGAGCCCUGGCAGGUGGACGACUGCCCAGAGAGCUGCUGCGAGCCCCCCUGCUGCGCCCCCCUCUGCUGCCAGCCCAGCUCCUGCGCCCCGGCCCCCUGCCUGAGCCUCAUCUGCACCCCAGUGAGCUGUGCGUCCAGCCCGAGCUGCCAGCCGGCCUGCAGUUCCUCCUCCUGCCAGCCGUCCUGCUGUGAGCCUGUGCUGCCACCCAGCUCCUGCGCCCCGGCCCCCUGCCUGAGCCUCAUCUGCACCCCAGUGAGCUGUGCGUCCAGCCCGAGCUGCCAGCCGGCCUGCAGUUCCUCCUCCUGCCAGCCGUCCUGCUGUGAGUCCCUGUGCUGCACACCCAUGUGUUGCAAGCCUGUCUGCUGCACACCUGUCUGUUGUACGCUUGUCUGCUCUGAUGCUUCCUCCUGCUGCCAGCAGUCUGACUGCCAGCCAGCUUGCUGCUCCGGCUCCCCCUGCCAGCCGUCCUGCUGUGUGCCCAUCUGCUACAAGCCCAUCUGCACGCCCUCCUCCUCCUCCUCCUGCGUGUUCCUGCUCUGCCGCCCCGUGUGCAGACCCACCUGCUGUGUGUCUGCCUCCUCCUGCCGGCCCAGCUGCUGCAAGCCCUCCUCUUCCGUGUCCCUGUUAUGCAGCCCUGCCUGCCCCCGCCCAGCCUGCUGUGGGCUCUCCCUGAGUCAGAAGUCCUGCUGCUGA
Messenger RNA from Fukomys damarensis (Damara mole-rat), 1417 nucleotides. RefSeq names its product keratin-associated protein 10-5-like. Gene Ontology annotation, cellular component: keratin filament. Lineage: Eukaryota; Metazoa; Chordata; Mammalia; Rodentia; Bathyergidae. The record is from RefSeq and is a predicted model, not a curated record.